Messenger RNA from Arctia plantaginis, 378 nucleotides. The record is from the annotation of a GenBank genome assembly. Lineage: Eukaryota; Metazoa; Arthropoda; Insecta; Lepidoptera; Erebidae.
AUGGAAACGCAAACGAGGCGGGCGGCGUGGCAGACGGCGGCCGAAGCAACCGCGCACCGCGUCGCGUCGCAGGCGCAGCCGAGCGCCGUGUGCCGUGCCCGAGCGCACUCACGAGUGUGUGGCGGCCCCCCGAGCAAAUCGAGAACUCCCGAGCGUAUGGAAAGUGCCGGAGCGCCCCCGAGCGAGGCUCUCGGGCGUCACGAGCGCAGCACGGAGCCCGCCCACGCGCACACAAUAUAUCUAAGACACACACACGAAUGCUUGAAACAAAUUUGGGAAGCACACUCUAGUGAAUUGACGUCGCGACCUCGCGAGUGUUCGCCGCUCGUUCGCCGCGCGCCCGCGCACCGGGUAUUGUCCAAUUUAACUACCUACUGA